This is a messenger RNA of Vespa mandarinia (Asian giant hornet), 1517 nucleotides long. RefSeq names its product DGAT1/2-independent enzyme synthesizing storage lipids. Gene Ontology annotation, molecular function: acyltransferase activity. Lineage: Eukaryota; Metazoa; Arthropoda; Insecta; Hymenoptera; Vespidae. Gene Ontology annotation, cellular component: membrane. The record is from RefSeq and is a predicted model, not a curated record.
AAUAAUGCAUGUGAAUUAACGUAGGAAUUUUUAAAAAAGUGAAAAUAACAAUCAUUCCUCUUAAAUUUGAUGAUUUAUCAUAUAAUAAUUAUCAGUGCAUAAUACCGUAUGAACUUUUAAUUAAAUAUGUAAAUAUUUAAUUAUUAAUCUCCAAACAAAUACUGGAACAUAUGUUUUAUUAUUGUACAGUUUUAAAAGGAUAAUGCAUAUGUAUAUAAAAGUUAAUUAGUGAAAUUUUUUUUUAAGAAAUAAUUAUUUUUAUUGUUUAUAUUUAUAAAAAGAAAACAUGUUUUUUAUAACUUUCGACAUACAACAAACAAUACAAGAUAUUAUGGUUAAAUACAUUGAUGUGGAUUUUACACUAUGGCUGUCCUGGCUUUUAAUGCCAUUACUUAUAACAUUUUUACUUCCACUUAUAAUUGUUUUUCUAUUAUAUUUAACUGCUUUAAUAUUAUACAUAUACCGAUUACACAGAGGAAGAAUUCAAGCUGCUUAUGGAACUGAUUGGAAAAUUGCAGCUCAAUCUGUAGCUGCUGCUGUUUGGGAUGCACACGGAUGGAUUUGGCAUGGGUAUGAAGUUGUAGGUCUUGAAAACAUACCAAAAUCUGAAGCAGCAUUAUUAAUAUUUUACCAUGGAACAAUACCCGUUGAUGUCUACUAUUUUAUCGCAAAAGUAUUAAUAUAUAAUUCAAAACUAAUCUACACAGUAGCAGAUCGUUUCCUUUUUAAAAUUCCGGGUUGGUCUAUUAUUUCCGAUGUCUUGCGUGUAUUACCUGGUACAAUUCAGACAUGCUCAUCCAUUUUGAAAGAAGAAAAUUUACUUGCUAUUUUACCAGGAGGUGUUUAUGAAGCACAAUUUGGAGAUUCUUAUUAUAAACUUUUAUGGAAAAAAAGAAUAGGUUUUGCAAAAGUUGCAUUAGAUGCUAAAGUGAAUAUAAUCCCAAUAUUCACAAGGAAUAUUAGAGAGGCAUUUAGAACAGUAACUUGGAGUCGUAGAAUAUUAUUACGUAUAUAUGCAGCAACAAGAUUCCCUGUUGUUCCAAUUUAUGGUGGUUUUCCUGUAAAGAUGAUAACAUAUGUAGGUAAACCAAUUCCUUAUGAUGAGAAUCUUACACCUGAACAAUUACAAAAAAAGGUCGCUACAGCUGUAGAAAGUUUAAUAAAGGAACAUCAACCGAUACCAGGAAGUAUUACACGGGCAUUGUUAGAAAGAAUUUUUUCUCCAAAGAAGACACACAAAUCAUAGAUUUUAAAAAAGUAUUCAAUUGAAUCUUUUUGAAAAUCAUCCAUACAUGUUACUAUAAGAUAAAAUGUGUACUUCUUAUAAUUUAAUAUAAUUACUAGUCUCUUAUUAGAAUAGAAACAAAUUUUCCUUAUUUUGAAGAUGAAAAUCUUUCAAGAAGUCAUAUCUAUAUAAAAACAAAAAUAUCAGUGUUGGAAUAAUUGAAUGUGAAAUUCAUGUUUAAAUUGGAGGCCUUAAAGAGAGUCCAUCAAAAUAAUAUAUAAUUUUAUAUGUG